Cajanus cajan (pigeon pea) is the source of this 953-nucleotide messenger RNA. RefSeq names its product plasmodesmata callose-binding protein 1 (gene PDCB1). The record is from RefSeq and is a predicted model, not a curated record. Lineage: Eukaryota; Viridiplantae; Streptophyta; Magnoliopsida; Fabales; Fabaceae.
UUUUCUUUGUCACUCUCAUCAUCUUCUGAUCUCACACUGUCACGCACCCACCACUCUCUAUCUAUCUCUCUCUCUAGCUCCUCUUCCAAACAACCCCUUCUCUCUCCUUCCCCCUCUAGUUAUCAGCAACAUGGCAGUUUUUGCUCUUGCACUGCUUUUGUUGGCUUUCACUGGCUCUUCAAGUGGCACUUGGUGUGUUUGCAAGGAUGGAAGUGAUACAAUACUGCAGAAGACCUUAGACUAUGCUUGUGGAGCAGGGGCUGAUUGUAACCCUCUGCAUCAAAAUGGCCCUUGUUUCCAACCCAACACUGUUAGAGCUCACUGUAACUAUGCUGUUAACAGCUAUUUCCAAAGGAAGGGCCAGGCUCAAGGGUCCUGUGACUUUGCAGGAACCGCCACUGUUACUGCAUCAGAUCCCAGUACCGCAGGUUGUUCUUACCCUGCAAGUGCCAGCACUGCAGGCACUGGGACAACCACAUCUUCCACUGGCACCACUUCCUCUCCAUACAGUUCCACACCAGGAGUGUUAGGAGGGAUUGGCAGUGGCAUGGGCCCUUCUGGAGUUGGCACCAACACAGAUGAUAGCCAUGGUGGGCAUACACUUUUGGACACUUCUUUGUUGACCCUCUUUUCAGGCUUGGUGAUGGUCCUGUGGUGGGCCUGAGAAACUGGUCUCACCAUGUUAUCAUGAUGCACAAAUGUAAUGCUGUAUAAAAUGGGUAUGCAUGCAUGCAUGCAUGUGGGUCUGUUAAUUAAUUAUGUUCUAGGUGUUCAGCUAGAGACAUCAGUUUCUUGUUUCAUCUUUUGUUAACUAUUUUUGUGCUAACAUUAUCUCCUCUACUUGGGUGAAAAGAUUUCCCAAGUAGUGCUAUGGUGUUGCAUGUGGGACUCUCUCUCCUUACUCGAUGUCUAUUUCUCUAUUCUCUUUAUAUAUAUAUGUAUAUUUGGAACUA